AUGUUUUCAGAAAAUCUUCCUUAUGCGACCUCCUUGGAGGGCGAGGCCGAAGCUUUAUUAAACGUCAUUGUAGAGCGCUUAUGUUCCUCGGCUAAGGCGCAAGAUUGGGGUCCGGGCUGCAGUUACUGGGUAAAACAGCUUAAUAGCUAUCUUGAUCUUCAGCACCCAUUAUCACGCCAAACUCGCGCUCAACUGGCCCACGUUCUUUUUGAACUCGUUAUUACACCUGGAAUUGACGCAUCUCAUGCUGAGGUUUUUGCAAAUACUUGUAUACGCUUACUCAAGAAAAAAGACAAAAUUGGACCAGAAGAUUUAACGUUACCAUGGGAACCAUUAUAUGAUAUCAUUCACCGAACAUUUUUCCCAAAAAGUCGACAGAAAACUUUAGUCAGUGAAUCAAUCAUCAUCAGUAAACAAAUUGGAUCUGUGGUACGUCUGGUAGAAUAUGCACAAAGAUUUUUUCCUCCAGAAGCUACAGAUGAAAUUCUUUCUCGAGUUCUCCCACUUUUCAAUGCCAAUUCUGCUGGGGAUGCAUUCACAGUACAAGCUUAUCUCGUUCGAUUCCUUCCAACUGCGCCGUCUCCAAAGUCAUCUCCUUCUAAAUGGUUACCUACUAUAUUUUCAUUUUGGCACCUUAUCCCAGGAUCAUUGAUGUAUCAAAUAGAGUUUAUAGAUCUCGUUGCUCGUGUUGCUGAAGAUAAUGUUGGUGUUGAAGUUAAUAAUCCAGACCAGAUAGGUAUUUUUACUCAAGCACAAAUUAAAACCGUAUUUGCAACUGGUCAAAAAAUGAUGGAUCUACCAGUGGGUAGUACCACCAACGGUAAUAACAGCUCUGGAAGGGGCGGAUCAAUGACAGGAUUACCUUCAAGAAUGGAUCUUAGAACAGGCAGCGCUAUGCUCUUAAAGAAAAAGGGGGAUAAGUUCAAAAUGCUAGCUAGAUUUAUUGUGUAUUCUAUUUUUCCGCCUUCUAAUAAUACCCAAGAGAAAUCAAUUCUUACGUAUUUAGCGAAUAUGAUCCAAGCCACUGAAUCGUAUUAUCAUCCAAGUAAUUUUGGACGAUGGACCUUCUCUAUUGUAAGAUUUUUACAAUUCCUUGGAUGGGAAUUCUUAAAACGAUGGACUGAUGAACACAAGCCGGAAUGUAAAACUCCCGAAUCACGGCGUUUGACACCUGACCUUAAACGACAAUUUGUUCUUACUCUUAGAGGAGUUACUUUCUUGUCAAUGUUUGGCAAGGACCCGUUAUCCGUUGGAUCAAGUCAAGCUGCAUUAAAAUAUUUGGCUUGGUUAGAACCUUCGUUAAUAUUUCCGGGGUUGUUAGGACGUGUUUAUCCCUCCUUAGAAACUCUAACUGAGGUAGAACGACAUCAUCCAUCUCGGCUCUUUCGCUUCUGGCGAUUCCACUUUUUUUCUCGCGCCCAUUAUCCUGCCGGUGGAAAACAUCUUGCCCCGCUUCUUCAUUUAACAAUCCCCGGGAUUGACAUGAAUGAUCCAAUAAAAACAAUUUCGUCUCUUAUUUUUCUUACACACGCCGUAAUGGGCGUUCCUUUAAGAGAUUUGACUGAAGGUAGUAUCACAGAGUCUGAAUUCAGGUGGGAGGGAAUGGACAUUGAUGAAAGAGAAGAAGAUCGAAUGGAAACUAACGUCGAAGAAGAAGAUGCCUUGUGUAAAGCUAGUACUGCAGUAUUUGAGGAAUGGCUUGCAAAAUUUUUAAGACGCGUUUUCACUAUCUUUGAAUAUCUUCCGCAAUCAGAACGUGGCAAGAUGAGUAUGCAAAGCAUGGAAACUGGAUUAGUUACUGUGUUACUGCAUGCUUGUGAAAUUGUUGGUACACAAAUGUCUGAACAUCUUCAGGAUAUGGCUUUAAAAAUGGUUAUAAAUUUUGCAUCAACUACAGUUCUUCAGAAUGCUACAAAGCCAAUGGGAUACUUAUGCUCUACUCUUACAAGUCCAAAUAGAUGCAAAGCACUUGCCCAGUUUAUCCCUCUUUGCCGCACAAAUAUUAUCAUUGAGCUUCAACAUGGCGCAUCAUCUACUCCCACUACCUCUCCAACACAUCAUAUACAGUCGGACGCUACACUCCAUUGGUAUCAAUGUAUUCUGUAUCAUGUUAUCAUGCUAAGCGGAUCUGAACUGCUUCGUCAUAAAAAUGACUUGUUGUAUUUGGCAAAAGAAAUGGUUCAAAAGUGUCGUUCUCGGAAAGGAUAUAUGUGGACUGGAAAAUUUAUAAGAAUGAUGCUAGUCGCACUGACACAAAUUUAUCCUUUGGAAUGUCGGAAUGUUGACAAAGAGCGAUGGAAUUCUGAAGAAUAUCAGAAAGACCAACACAAAUAUUGGGUUCAGCCAGGCGACCCAGAAAAUAUAAAUGUUGAUUGGCAUGUUCCUUCUAACCCUGAAUUGGAUUUUGCAAUGGAAAUUUUGGAAAUAUUUUUAUUACCGACUUUAAAAAGAAUUCAGGAUUUAAUGAAUAGUGGAACAGAUGAGGAAGGGAAAGUAUUGAGCAAUCGAGAAAUGACACAUGAGUUUUGUCGUCGUUUGAGUAUAGUUCGAAAUUGCGUUGGAGGAAUGACUACACUUGUCGAGGAUGACGGUGACGUUGAGAUCUCUGAUUACAAAGAUUGUGAGACUGAAGCUGUUCUUCCGAUAAAAAGUAUUCCAGUGGGUUAUUGUUUUUUAGAUCCGAAUGAUCCACGUAGACAGACCGCAAGACGAUUGCGGAAAGAAUUGGGUGAAUUUCUUCAUAAAUUAGUGACAUAUUUCCGAACGACACGUGAAGAUGAUGUUGAUAGUUUGAAAAUCCUCCUCAAGAUUAUAAAAAUAUAUCUCACGGACCGUGGUGUAGAAAAAUCAAAGUACGAUGCAAGUAAAAGAGGCUAUCAAUAUGCUAAAGGCAUGUUGAAAACUUCUAACCAUGACAAAAAAUAUCCACGUUAUUUACUAGUUAAACGAGCAUAUCAGCAACAUUUAUGUCGUUUGAAACAAAAUGCAUUUGGCAGAGAGAGAACUCGGCUACAUGAUGAUUUGCUCAAAGAUUUGGUCGAGUUGUCUUUAAGUUCAUACUCGGAGAUUCGAAAAAUAUCGCAAUCCCAUCUUACAAACGCGUCUCGUUGUUUCAUUGGUGCGAAGCCUCUUAUUAUUCCUAUUUUGUUGAAUGCUUUGAAACCAACCGAUAAGCCGAAUUCCGAAAGAAUGAAAGGUGCCCUCUAUUUAUUAAGUUCUCGGACAUAUAUGUACACAUGUUUAAGAGAUUGGAGAUUUGUUCCAUCGUUCAUAAGCCGCAUAUGCCAAGCUCAACACGACGACAAGCCUUCAGUCCAAGAAAUGAUACGUAAAGUCUUUUACGAUUAUCUCAUGAAUUACAAUAAUACGGCGUUCAAAACAAUUCUUACAGAUGGAUUAAAUGAUGCAAUAUGUCGAACGCUUGAUACCCUUUCCCUUUCAUUGGAUAAAAGUGUCUUCGAUAAAAUUCGAAGCAAAACUGAGCACAGAAUGUCUUUACAGAAAAAAAACUAUUUUGAACUUGUCGAUACUCUUUUAAAUUUGGUUAAACCUAAUACUCUUCAUUGGCGGUUUGCGUCUAUGGCUGCAAAUUUUCUGGAUCUUUUAGUACGGCCGGAAGCACCAGCUUCUCCAGAAAUGGCAGAAUUUGCAGCAAAAGGUCUUGUUUCUGAGCUUCCUGCACUGAGGCGCAUUGCUAUUUCUACAACUACCCGAAUAUUAUUUCAUAUUAAACAACGAACACUCAUCAAUGGUGACUUAGAGUUAAUAGCAUUAGAAAAAGCAAAUAAUCCUUUGAAAAAGACCAUCACAAUACCUAGACCUUUACCAGAAGGAUAUACUAAUGAAUACUUAACAACAUGUUUGACUAAAGUUAAUGAAAAUAACGCAGAAAAUGUAUUAUUUCAAGAUAAGGUCAAUGUCGGUUGGUAUGUUUGGCCUGACAAUAUUUCUGCGUAUUCACCAUGUACUGUGGCAAGUGUAAUGCCUAGUUGUGAGUUAUCUUCUCAAGCCGCGUUCAACAAGUUUCUUGAAAGCUUUAAUUCAUCAACUUUUUGGUCAUCCUUAUUAUCUUAUCUAUCACAAGAAUAUGUUCGCGAUAGAGAAGAUAACUUUUCGAUGAUCAAUGCACAUUUAUUUAAAAGCAUUUUUCAAAUGUAUGAAGACACUUUCCUGGAAGUUGCUAAGCCAGAAAUUGCAAAGUUAUGCGGAUCCGCGGAGAAAAAUCAGCAGCGUGCGGCAUCAGAAAUUUUAGCGGGUCUAAUAAGAGGAAGCAAACACUGGAAGUGGAGCAAAUUGCAGGCUUUGUGGGAUUGGGUGAUUCCUGUGCUAGAGCAAACUUUCAAUUCCAUUACGCCAGAUUCUCUUGUGUAUUGGGAACGAUUCCUUGGAUAUUGCUUCCGGAAUCGAGAUCCUAGACGAGUACUGCCACUUAUUAACUUAGUUUUAGACUCAAAACUUGAUCCUACUUCUCAUGCUUCUUUUGCAGAGGCCAAAAAGCUCUUUUUCGUAAAUACUCUCAUUAAUACUUUUUCAUGGCGUGUUAUACCAAGAUCACAGUCACUAUUUGAUAUAUAUUUUUCGAACAUUCGUCAUCCUUAUAAGCAAGUACGCGAUGUUAUGGCAGCUAAUAUUAACAUAUUGUUACAAAUGCAAUGGCAUCCUUCUGCAUCAAGCGUUUCGGAAAUAAUUGAAUUUAAUUGCAAGACUGGCGAUGGAGUCGGAUAUUUACCUGUUACUUUGGCUGGCAAUUUAAAUAACACAAUAACAGAAUUAGUACAAUCAUUAACGACUUGGCAAGCAGAAAGAAAACCUACAGCAGCAGGCUCAUCAGAAUACGGGAACGCUAGUAAAACAGUACUUGCCUGGCUUUAUGAUGCACUUACUAUCUGGCAAGCAUCUUCCACCUACCCUUUGAUACUCCCUCUGCUUCCUUCAUUGUUUCAAAUGCAAGAUGUAAAUGACGACCAGGAUCUUCAAGCAGCCGCAACUCAUGUAUUGAAUGUCAUUGCGUCAUUUUCAUAUCCUCCUGAUAUGGUGCAUUUAAUUAUUGACAAAUUCAUAGAAAUUUUGACUGAAACGUCAAGUUGGCAUGUACGUGUAAAAGCUCUCCCAGUGUUACAAGUUUUCUUCUUUAAACAUCUUUUUAUGUUAAGCGAAGAAAAAAUGAUUAAAGUAAUGGAUGUGGUGUUUGACAUGUUAAAAGACACUCAAAUUGAAGUACGUCAAUUGGCGGCAGUUACAUUAUCAGGUCUUAUACGAUGCUCGCAAAGGGGUGCUAUAGCUACCUUGAAAGAUCAAUUCUUUAAGCUAUUGGACACUAAAAUUCCUCCACGUGCAAGUUCGCGUAGAGCGCCUCGAACAACAUUGCCUCAAGGUUUUCAGGAGGCUGUUCUUACUAGGCAUGCGGGUGUUCUCGGGCUGUCAUGUUUAGUUAAUGCCUUUCCUUAUGAUGUUCCAAAGUGGAUGCCUGAGGUGUUGGUGAAAUUGGCAGAGUGCAUUUCAGAUCCUGCUCCAAUACAGGCAACUGUAAAAAACACAUUUGCGGACUUUAAAAGAACGCAUCAGGAUUCAUGGCAUGAAGAUAUGAAGCAGUUUACAGAAGACCAGUUAUCUCUUCUUUCUGAUAUGUUAAUUUCACCCUCUUAUUAUGCUUGA
This is a messenger RNA of Racocetra persica, 5655 nucleotides long. NCBI's taxonomy places the organism in Eukaryota, Fungi, Glomeromycota, Glomeromycetes, Diversisporales, Gigasporaceae. The record is from the annotation of a GenBank genome assembly.